Messenger RNA from Paramuricea clavata, 441 nucleotides. The record is from the annotation of a GenBank genome assembly. Lineage: Eukaryota; Metazoa; Cnidaria; Anthozoa; Malacalcyonacea; Plexauridae.
AUGCCGGAUCCAAAUUUCCACCAACAUUGUCCUGGGACUCGUUUUUAUUUUUCCGAUAUCAGUGUGAGUAAUGUUGCCUUGCGUCUUCAAAAUCUGAAAGCUUCUAAAGCAACCGGUGUUGAUAACAUACCGGCAAAAUUUCUUAAGGCGGCAUCACAAAUCAUCGCUCCAUCGUUGACCGUUAUAUUCAAACAGCCUCUUUGCACUGGUACUUACAUAAACGACUGGAAAUUAGCUCGAAUGUCUCCGAUUUAUAAAUCAGAAGGACGAAAAAAGUGUGAAAAUUAUCGUCCAAUUUCGAUUCUACCCAUUAUGAGCGAAGUAUUCGAAAGAGAAGUGCUUACUAAAAUAUAUAAAUAUCUGAACGAAAACUCGCUAUUAUCAAAAUCUCAAUCAGGAAUUCGGACCAAAACAUGGAACUGUGGGCGCGCUUAUUCAGAU